GCGCAGCUUCCCGGGACCCUCAAUCUUUUUCAAGUUGGGGAUGAUACACGUGUGAUGGCGUCUCAUUGUGAACUUUAGUUGCUGCCCUGUCCCCCGGCACCGUCUGGGAUGCUCCCCUAAAGAGGGGGAGACGCCUUUCCGCUUCCAACAGCUGCUAGGGUAGCAGCAAGAUCGCGGAGCGGGGGGGAGCGCGAUCAGGGUUCGCGGGCCAGGAUGGGGGUGGGGAGCGCGACCACCGGCUUCGCUCUGCUCCGGCCCCACCCCUCCCCUGGCCUCGCCCCUCUCUGGCCCUGCCCCGCCCAGGUCUGGCUCCUCGCCGGCUCCGCCCCUGCGCCGUCUCGCGCACAUGCGCCCUGGGGCUCCCCGUAUUUGUGGGAGGCCCGGGAACGGGAGGAAUCCCGCGCUGCAGCUCGGCCUGCCCCCCCUCAGCCCGAUGCCGGGGGUCCCACCGCGAAGACUAAAAUACUUCCCGGAUUUUUACUGAGUGGUUUUUCAGCGUUGGCCCUCAAAACUGCGGAACUGUUUUAAUCAGAAGCCGAUUUCACUUUUUUGUUGUAAUGAAGACAAAAUCUACCCAGGUCGCGUCCUCAGGCCUUGAAGUAGUUCAGCCUUACUUUCCACAUUCGUUUUCAUCAUGAUGGAUACUCAGUAUGUCCUCUGCAGAUGGAAAAAACGUUUAUGGCCAGCAAAGGUUUUGCCCCAGACUGGACUCUCCACAAGAAAACAUAUUCAGAAAAUGAGAUCAGCCUUUUUAAAUGUUGAAAUACUGAGUCUAGAUAAAAAAAUUAAAGUGAAGAAGACAGAAACCAAGAUUCUAGAGAAAUCUCAGAUAGAAGAGAUCGCUGCGGAACUUACUACCCAGGUUGAAAUAAAAACUACACCUAAAGAAGAACUGAUUUAUAGACGAUCACUUAAAUUCGGACUGGAUGUUUUGAGUCAGAAAGCAGAUGCUAUUGAAGCAAACUCUUUGAGCAAAAGUCUAACUACUCCCGUACUUCACAAACUGAAACAAACAAGACCUGCACAUGCUGUCUCUGAAUCUGACUCGUCACCUUUUGUCUGUGAAGAAGUGGUAGGAGGGUCUGGGCCCUUUAAGAAAGAAAAUGUACUACAGAGGCUGUCCAGUUCCCCCAUUGAAGAAAAUAAAUGCAAAAAGGGUUUAAAGAGGUCUGUUAGAAUUUAUGGUAACAAAACAGAACCCUUGGCCUCUCCAGCUAGAAAUAUUUUUGGCACUCAAAAGCUGCAGCAUCAGAAAUCUGAAAUUCCUAAGUCUUGGUCCAGAACUGGGAAAAACCAGAAACAAAAGAAAGAUGAUUCAUCACAAAACUUACAGCUGAACCUUAAGAAGAAAUUGGAAAUAAAGGAUAGUGGAAAGAAAGGCAGGAAAAGGCCAAGGAUUUCAAACAGGUAUUCAUCACCUUUUAAUGCUAGAGAAGAAGAUGAUACAAAUACUGAACUUGGAGAACUCAGUCCAGUUUUGUCAUCUAGUAAUUCCAUCCAUUUGAUGGCUUUGGAAAAAAAGACAAGUAGCUCUAGCCGAAAAGCAUUGGACUUUUCUACCAACCGUUCUUUUGUGGAAUCAGAGUGUGAAAAUGAACUUGGCAAAGUGCCUUCACUGAAGUACUGUAAAGUUUUAAAUGGCAUUAAACAGUCAUCGGUUUCCGAAUGCCAUUGUUUGGAGCCAGAAGAGAUAGGGCUGUGCACCAAUGGAUCUGACACUCCCCCGGGUGUCUCUAAUUGCAGCUUGGUUUGCCCAAACUAUUUUGCACCUAAAACGAGAACUCUUAAGCUUCCAGAUUUUGAGGACGAUGAAGAAGAACUUCAGUCUUCUGAACAGUCGUUGGAGUUUAGUAGUGUUAAUACCACUGUGGUAGAUGAAGAGGAGGAAGAUGAAGAACUUCCAAGUAUACUUUCACGCCCUGAGCCAUGUUCCAUAGAAGCUGGAAUGUUAGUCUGGUGUAAAUAUCAAAAAUAUCCCUAUUGGCCAUCAGUGGUAAAAAGUGUAAAGCGGAAGGAUAAGAAAGCAAGUAUAUUAUAUAUUGAAGGAAAUAUGAAUCCAGAAAAGAGAGGGUUUACAGUGUCUCUUAGGCGAUUAAAGCACUUUGAUUGUGAAGAAAAGCAGGAGCUUAUGGAUAAAGCCAAGGAGGAUUACAGUCAGGGUGUUGACUGGUGUAUCAUGCUGAUUUCUGACUACAGAAUUCGAAUCGGUUGUGGUUCUUUUGUAGGAUCUUUCCUGGAAUAUUACUCUGCUGAUAUUAGUUGUCCAGUGAGGAAAGUAAUCCAGCAAGCACCUAUAAAAACAGUGUUUCCCAUACUGAACAAGGAAGAGCCUGAAGAUGGCCUGUCCGAUACAUCCUUAAACAAAAAACAGUCCUUUAAGAAAGUCCUUCCAGACCGAAGGAGGGCUGCCAGAGACAAAGCCAAUGAGAAGUUAGUGGAAUACAUAGUGAAUGAAAAAGGGGCAGAGAACCAUCUUUUGGCUAUUUUAAAAAGCAGGAAAAAAUCCAGGUGGCUGAAAGAAUUUUUGAAUUCAAGUCAGUACAUGACGUGUGUUGAAACAUACCUUGAGGAUGAUGAGCAGUUGUACCUUGUGGUGAAAUAUUUACAAGAAGUCUAUCAAGAAAUAGACAGCAAAAUGCUGACGCUAAUAAAUGGCGACGGAAUAAAAUUUAUUCUGGAUGUUCUUUUGCCUGAAGCAAUCAUUUAUGCGAUAUCUGCAAUUGAUGAAAUAGACUACCAGACAGCUGAAAAAAAAUAUAUAGAAGGACCAUCUGUGAGCAAAAGGGAAAGAGAAAUGUUUGAUAAAGAACUUUUAGAGGAAAAAAAAAAGGAACUUACAUUGUUGAAGACUGAAACAUCUUUUCCAGAAAUGUCUCCGGAUGUGUCAAAACUGUAACAGCAAAGCUUUGUGAAGUCAUCUUAUAGAUGUAGUUAGUAAGAGAGCUUUCUGUGUAAAAUUCUCCUUAUAUUAUAAAUGUUUUGUGAAAUUGGGAGCUUUUGAAGGGUUUUUAGAUCUUAACUGAUUUUGGACAUAUCUAUUGUUGGUUGGAUGUUUUCUGUGGCACUGCUUAUGAAUUUUCAGGGAUUCUUUACUUAGAUUAUUUACAAAAGUAGUCAAUAGUGUGCAUUUCUAUUUUUGUAACAUACACUGCAGGCCAGUUUCCUACCCCGAUCCCUUUUUUAAAAUUUUGAUUUCAAAUUGAUAUCAAAUUGAUAAUUAAUGUUUGAAGAAACCAACACAUUUUGUAGUAUUUCUGGUUACUCUUGUGCUGUCCUAUUUAGUGUAAAUUGCACAUUGCUUUUUUUUGAUAUUGAAGGAGAAAUCACUGAUGUCAGUCUUUAAAGAGUGUUGUUUUUUUAAUCCUAGUUUUGGAUAUGUAAUAAUAGGAAAUUCUGUAAACAUCAGUCCUUUUUAAAAUAUUGCUUCAUUGAUAUUCAAUAUGUUGGGCUUCCUCUUAAUAUUCUUCCUGCCCCUAUUUUCUUUAUAUUCAUUUUGGGAAGAAAUUACCUCCAAGAGGUGAAACCUGAGUCAGAAAUGUUUUCUUAUUGCUAACAGAAUAACCACAAUUAUAUGUGCUACAAAGUAUAAGUUGCAAUAUUAUCAUAACUAUUUUAAAUGGAGCUUUUCCAAGUAAUCCAGAGUGAGAAUGGAUCUAUGAGUGCUUACAAAUCAUGCAUUUUUCAAGAUUGUGUGAGUGAAUGAAAUUACAUUGUAUUGUCAACCAUUUGGAUAGCCCCGGGCCAGAUUCUCUCACUACUUAUCUCACCUUCCCACGUGCAUCUCCAUUUUUUGGCUGUGACUGAAUCUUAACCUGGCAAGCCUUGGUCUCAGGCAUUGUGACAGCUAGAUUUCAUUGUAUCAGCAGACUGGUGCAUUUGACCGGAUCAUCUUAGUUUGAUCCCCACAGGCUUUCUGAAUAACUUGUUAUAGGAAACUCAAACACUCCUCUUUAGGAUUUAUCUAGAUCAUUUGUUGGGGGCUAAGUCAGUAUCAGAAACAAUUGCAUUCUUCAGUUUUACAUUCUCAUCAAAAACAGUCAUGGAUAUCUAGACCCUGGAAAUAAGUAGUAAAAUCUUCAGAUUCUAAUAGGUUUUGGCCAUUCAAAUUUAGGAAGGACUAUCUUGUUGAUAACAAAAGACUCAAACCUAUUGAGUGAUUCAGUCCCAGAAAGAGAUGAAAGUUUUAUUUUUGUGGACUUAAGGUAUUAAAGAAGUUAAAUUUUGUUUUCCAGAUUCUUGAGUGAAUAUGAAUGCUAAAAUGUGGUGUAAACAUGAGUUUAGUAUAAUUUUAUAUCCUACUAUGGAUGAAUUGCUUAUAGUCUUGCUAUGUAUGUACAUAUACGUACAUUUGCAUAUAUAUAUAAACAUGUGUUAUAUAGUGUGAGUAUAUGUGAAUAUAUGAAAUUCCUAUGCAUAUCUUUUUUUUUUCCUUUAAGAUUAGGGAAUCUUAAAGAUUGUAUUUUUGUAUUUGGGAGUGGGAUAGGGAACAAAGAAAACCUAUUUUCUUAAUCUCAGUAUAGCUUUAGAAUCUUGUGUUAAUAAGUAUAUAUGAACUGGGCAAUUGCACUAAAAUUUGUCACUAGGUUAUUGUUCCUUUUUUUGAAAGAGGACAUAAUUUACCCAAGUCAUACGAAGAAUAUAAGCCAAUGAUAACUUAUAAUGGGCUAUUUUCAAGUGAAUUUUUAAGUAUACAAAGUAGACAGAGACAUGUGAGUUAAUUUCAAUGCUGUUUUCUUUGCUCAACCUGGGGAAUAUUUUGUGCUUGUAAAUAGUCAUCUUCCUUAAUACCCUUGAAUAAAAUCAAAGAAUUCUAAAAAAGAAACCCAUUUUUAAGCAAUAAGUCUCUUUUUGUUAUUUCACCUUCCUUUGCCAUUUAAUCCAAAUGAAUUGUUUCAAGUAUUUUCCAUGUUUAUGGUACUACUAAGUAAAUUCCUGGAAUUGGGGUAUUCAGAGGUCUGAGAGUCAGCGGCAGCCGCUGUCCUUCAUCUGUUUGCCUUUUCUACACGUCCUCUCAUCAGUCUCUUCCUCAAGCAUAAAGAAAUACAUUUUCUCCUCAGUCUCCAUCUUAAUAUUCCCAGGGAAUGUGAAUCAGUAACUAGUCUGGAUACACAGCUGCAGAGCCAUUUACAGAUCAGAAGGGAUCUUGCCAUGCUGCUCUCGCCAGUGUUUGAAAAUGUGUGCCACAGCUCAUCCAUCGACCCCCCCCCCACACACACACAAAAAAAGUCCUCUUCUUCCCAAAGCAUAAUACCGAAAGAAAUGGGAGAAGAGGAGAUGGACAUUUCUUAUAUCAGGAGAAUAAGCUUUCUGUGACUCUCCACAAUGGUUUUAUAGCAGGGGUACUUGUCUUUCUAUCAAAGCUAUCCUUAUGGAAGAAGUUUAAUUUAGGUUGAUGAUACCUUAUUUUUUUCAAGUAAUCAUCUCUAGUUUAAAUUGAUUAGUUCAAAAGCAUUCACCUUAUAAUAAUAAAAAUAAUACUGCCCUUGGAAGUGGUGCCAUAACCAUUUUUAAAAUGCUGUGAUAAAAUCAAAGGUCAAAUAUGGGGAGUGGGGGUAUCUGGCUGUGGGUGGGUGGGGAG
This is a messenger RNA of Sarcophilus harrisii (Tasmanian devil), 5578 nucleotides long. It is a transcript of the gene PWWP3A, whose product is annotated as PWWP domain containing 3A, DNA repair factor. The record is from RefSeq and is a predicted model, not a curated record. Bases 635 to 2896 code for a protein of 753 amino acids. NCBI's taxonomy places the organism in Eukaryota, Metazoa, Chordata, Mammalia, Dasyuromorphia, Dasyuridae. The transcript is spliced from 15 exons.